This is a messenger RNA of Erinaceus europaeus (western European hedgehog), 1315 nucleotides long. It is a transcript of the gene C6H22orf31, whose product is annotated as chromosome 6 C22orf31 homolog. Bases 364 to 1290 code for a protein of 308 amino acids. The transcript has 3 exons. NCBI's taxonomy places the organism in Eukaryota, Metazoa, Chordata, Mammalia, Eulipotyphla, Erinaceidae. The record is from RefSeq and is a predicted model, not a curated record.
AAGCCUGAACAGCGCCUUCUUUAUGUAUCCCGCUACCUGCAUCCACCGAGCUGGCCUGCAUGUUCCCGCUCUGCUGUGUGCUUUUCAAGCACCCGGGGUCUUCAAAGCUACCCGAAUCCUUUUGGGGCAAAGUGAGGACCACAGAAAUGCUGGUGGUUGUCAGCACAACAAAAAUAGAACUCCUUCCAACACAGCUGAACUAUAAAAUCUAAUGAUGUAACACCACCCACACCCCCAUCACAAACCAAAGUGACAUCACAAAUGCUGGAGAGAAUGAUUCAGGACUGCCUGCUUUGGGGGCCAGCUCCCAACAAACUGCGCUUGGCCCAUACGUGACUGAGGCAGAGAAAGCAUCCCAUCUACAUGAGGCGAGAUACCAGCAUCCCCAACUAUGGCCUCCGAAGGUCUAUCUUACUCAACUCCCGGUUUCAGGACUGCUAUGUGGACUCACCAGCUCUCACCAACACCUGGACGGCAAGGACCUGCUCAGAGCAGACAGCGGCCGCCCCGACGCCAGGUGCCACCUCUUCCUGGGAGGUCGUGAAGAACCCACUCAUCACCAGCUCCUUCUCCCUGGUCAAGCUAGUGCUCAGGAGACAACUGAAGGAUAAAUACUGCCCAGGACCACACCAGUUUGGGAAAGCAAAAGCCUCCAGGAGACUAAAGCCCAAAGACAGCUCAGCAGUGAAGCCCGUGCAGCGGGGCAGGAUAAGGAAGUCGAUCAGUCCUGAGGGCGAGUGGCCAGGGGAGCAUCAGCUGGCCUCAUGCAGCCAUGGGGGGCUGGCAGGAGACCCCAACCAGAGUAAAGCAAGUUCAAAGGAGGGAAAAACCACAGUCGGCCAAGAUCCUGAGAAGAGAUAUGCUGACCAUGAGGCCGCCACCCAAGUGCUGCCCCGGGACACUGGGACAGCGGUCUGGAAGGGUCACACACUGCCUCCUGAAGCCAGAAAGACACCGCCGUCGUCGUCAGAGGACACGCUGACUAUUCACGGCCUCCCCACCGAGGGCUACCGGGCCUUGUACCACGCUGUGGUUGAGCCAAUGCUGUGGAACCCCUGGGGGACGCCCAAGAGAUACAGCUUGGAGCUGGGGAAAGCCAUUAAGCAAAAGCUCUGGGCUGCUUUGUGCUGCCGGGCCGGCAGGCCUGAAGGUGACCAGAAAGAGCCUCUGUUGCCCAGCAAGUGGCCGGAGGCCCAUGAGGAACCGCCCGUGUACAAGAAAUGGCCCAAACUGAAGGGGGAGGCACAGAGCCGGGACUCGGGGGAUCCGGAUACUCUGCUACACGUCUGAGAAAUAAACACAGCUUUGCACCUUC